This is a messenger RNA of Drosophila busckii, 1968 nucleotides long. Its product is annotated as transcription factor grauzone. Gene Ontology annotation, cellular component: nucleus. NCBI's taxonomy places the organism in Eukaryota, Metazoa, Arthropoda, Insecta, Diptera, Drosophilidae. The coding region runs from base 55 to 1812 and encodes 585 amino acids. The record is from RefSeq and is a predicted model, not a curated record. The transcript is spliced from 5 exons. Gene Ontology annotation, molecular function: zinc ion binding; DNA-binding transcription factor activity.
UAUAUAUAUAGAAAAAACUGCUGUUACUUAAAUUUAUGUUGGAUUCGCAGCAACAUGAUCUGUCGCUUGUGUUUAAGAAGCAUAAACGCAAACAAUGCCGUAUAUUUGUUCGAAACCAACGACACACUCGCCGAAACUUCGCUGCUCAAAAUGAUAGCAAAGUUUUUACAACUCGAAAUAAUGCCCGAUGACAAUAUAUCAACGAGUGUGUGUCAUGAGUGCUGUGAGCAUUUGGAGGACUUUAAUAACUUUUGGCAGCUUGUAGAACAAAAACAAGGCACGCUCAAAAAAGAGUUCCUCAAUGUAGAUGUCGAUUGUGUGGCACUCAAAUGGACGGGCGGCAUAGAUGUGGAUGUGAACAUAGAUGAGCUGCCGCUGGUAGCCGACGAUGAGAUGGAUGAGAAGCCAUUAGAUAUACACAAUCUUAGUUUGUUAAGCAGCGUUUUGGAUGUGAAUGUGGACAGCGUUGAGGUAACACAACUAACAGCGCCGCCCCAGCAGCUGAGAAAUGAGGACUUUAAGCCACAGCACGAGGCAGCUGACUCCAGCGCAGAUGAAAAACCGCAAAUACAUGAAGACUUUGGAACAACAGAUGAAGACGAAGAUGAUGAUGAUGAUGAUGAUGAUGAGAUGCCGCUGGUGAAAUUGCAGAAUAAGUUAAAGCCUGCCAAGCGCAAGCCGCGACGCAAGCAACGCACUUUAACGCUCAAGGAAGAGUUAAACGAACUGCUUGACGAUGCAGGCGGCGGCAGCACCAAAGUACGUCGCAAGCCAAGUGAGCAAACUGGAGAACAAAUGCUGGAGCAAACACUGGGUGGCAGACCCAAAGGCUGUUCACGUGCGCAGCUAACCAAACGCUAUGAAGAAGCUAUUGCCAGCUAUAUGAAUGCCGACUGUGAUUUAUGCGAGUUUAGCACAAAAUAUCUAUCCGAGCUAAAAACACACUUUCUGGAGGUGCACAAACAGGAUGCGUAUGUUAAGUGCUGCAAUAAAGUGUUCAACCGUGCCUCAAAACUUAUGGAUCAUAUUCGCAAGCAUCUCAAUCCACAGCUUUUUACCUGCACCAUUUGCAACAAGUCCCUUAAUUCCAAGGACUAUCUGGCUACGCAUAUUGAGACUGUGCAUAAUAAAAUUGGACAGCUUGGCAAGGUGCUCAAGCAUCCCUGUCACAAAUGCGAGCGCACCUUUAGCAGUGAGCGUCGCUUGGGCAAUCAUAUGCUUAAGCAUGAUAAGGAUCAGCUGGAUCAUAGCUGUCAGUUCUGCGACAAACGCUUUGCAAAUGUACAUCGUCUACGCCGUCAUAUACAAUCCAUACACGAAGAUCUGCAUCCGCAUGUCUGUGACAUUUGCGGCAAAAAGUUUAAAUUUAAACCUUCUUUUGAACGACACUUGCUGGAGCAUCAGGGCGUUGUGGCACCAGCCAUGGAAUGUCCCAUCUGUGGUGUUUGGCUAAAGAACGAGCAUAGUCUGAGAUUGCAUCGAUUUACACAUGAUAGCAAGGACACCGAUUGUCCUCACUGUGCAAAGAAAUGCAGCUCACGUACAGCGCUGCGCGCUCAUAUCAAAUAUGCCCAUAAAUUGACAACCAAUCUGCAGUGCACAUAUUGUGAGAAAAGCUUUAAGCAGCAACGCAAUCUGGAUGAGCAUAUGGCCAUACACACGGGCCUCCAGCUAUAUAAUUGCCCGCAUUGUCCCAAGGAGUGUCGUUCCCGGUCCAAUAUGUAUGUUCAUAUCAAGCAGCGACAUGCAAAUGAAUGGCUUCAAGCCAAGAUGGCACGUUCCCAUAAUCCGCAGUUAAAGCCUUUAAGCUAAGAGACUAUAUUUAAGUUUUAAACUUACGAAUGCUGUACAUUAAACAUUUUUAUUAUUACUAGGUUGACUAUAUGAGAAUAGGCUGAGGGGUAAUCAGCCGCCGCAAGAAAAUGAAAUUUUUUUAACAUAAAACAGUAAAAAAAAAACCGUAGCCAU